UGUCUCCUCUCUCUCUCUCUCCCCUUCUUUUACUUUUUUCUGACUCAUCUUCUCUUCACUCUCUCCUCUCUCUCUCUCUCUCUCUCUACACACGGAGUGUCAAUGGCGUCUCUCUUCCGAGACCGGACCCUCGGCCACUCCAAGAGAGACUCAUUCUCUUCCUCAUCCUCCACCACCACCACUGCCGCCACCACUGCCUCUCCUUCCUCCGCCACCUCCCGCUUCACCCCUACCAUCACCCCCACCGCUUUAUCCCCAGUCCCCUCCCCCUUCGGCGACCUCACCCCCACUCUCUCCGACACCGAUCUCCGCUCCUCUGCCUACGAGAUCUUCCUAUCCGCCAACCGUUCUUCCUCCUCCAGACCCCUCACCUACAUUUCCAACACCAAUCAUAACAGUUCACCUACCAACACUAGUACUAAUGGCAAUUCUACUGCUACUCUCCAGAAGUCAUUGACCUCGGCAGCGGCGUCCAAGAUGAAGAAGGCGUUGGGGCUGAGAUCCAGUAGUUCUAGACGGAGUUCCGAUUCGAAUAAUCCGGUUGCCGGUGGGAAAACGAAGAGGCCGGUGACCAUAGGGGAGCUUAUGAGAGUGCAGAUGAGGGUCUCGGAGGCCUCAGAUUCGAGGAUUCGUAGGGGUUUAUUGAGGAUUUCUGCUGGCCAGGUUGGCAGAAGAACGGAGUCAAUGAUUCUUCCGCUAGAGCUAUUGCAACAAUUCAAAGCUUCAGAUUUUACUGAUCAAGAAGAAUAUGAAGCAUGGCAGAAGAGAAACCUUAGAAUGCUUGAGGCUGGUCUCCUUCUGCACCCUCACAUGCCACUGGAAAAGGCUAAUACUGCUGCUCAACGAUUGCGCCAAAUUAUUCAUGCAGCCUUGGACCGACCAAUAGAGACUGGGAGGAAUAACGAGUCAAUGCAAGUCCUUCGUACUACAGUGAUGGCACUUGCAAGCAGGACAUCUGAUGGAGCUGUGCUUGAAUCCUGCCAUUGGGCAGAUGGUUUUCCGUUGAAUCUCCGUCUCUAUGAAAUGCUUCUGGAAGCAUGCUUCGAUAUUAAUGACGAGACAUCCAUUGUAGAGGAAGUUGAUGAGCUUAUGGAACUCAUAAAGAAAACAUGGGGAAUCCUUGGACUGAAUCAAAUGUUACAUAAUCUAUGCUUUACAUGGGUUCUGUUCAACCGUUAUGUUGCUACGGGGCAAGUUGAGAUUGAUCUAUUAUAUGCUGCUGACAGUCAACUCUCUGAAGUAGCCAAAGAUGUGAAAAUGACAAAAGAUCCAGCUUAUUCCAAGAUUUUGAGUUCUACAUUGACUGCCAUGUUGGGUUGGGCUGAGAAAAGACUCCUGGCUUAUCAUGAAACAUUCGACAGUGGAAAUAUUGAUUCCAUGCAAAGCAUUGUGUCUGUCGGGGUAUUGGCUGCUAAGAUCUUAGUCGAAGAUAUAUCAAAUGAGUACCGCCGGAGAAGAAAAACUGAAGUUGAUGUGGCUCUUAGCAGGAUCGACACUUAUAUUAGGUCAUCGCUCCGCACUGCAUUUGCUCAGAGAAUGGAAAAGGCUGAUUCAAGCAGAAGAGCAUCAAGAAACCAGCCAAAUCCCCUUCCCGUCCUUGCCAUCCUUGCCAAGGAUGUUGGUGAGCUUGCAAUCAAGGAGAAGGACAUGUUUAGUCCUAUCUUGAAGAGAUGGCACCCCUUUGCCGCAGGUGUUGCUGUUGCCACUCUACAUGCAUGCUACGGGAAUGAGCUGAAGCAAUUUAUUUCAGGCAUUACAGAGUUGACACCAGAUGCUGUGCAAAUAUUAAGAGCCGCAGAUAAGUUGGAAAAAGACCUUGUCCAAAUUGCUGUUGAAGAUUCAGUGGAUAGUGAUGAUGGUGGGAAGGCCAUAAUUCGCGAGAUGCCUCCUUAUGAAGCUGAAGGUGCGAUAGCCAACUUGGUAAAAGUAUGGAUAAAGACAAGACUAGACAGGCUAAAGGAAUGGGUUGACAGAAAUCUUCAACAAGAGGUCUGGAAUCCAAGAGCUAAUCAAGAGGGAUGUGCUCCUUCAGCUGUAGAGGUUUUGCGAAUAGUUGAUGAGACCUUGGAGGCAUUCUUUCUGCUGCCAAUACCAAUGCAUCCCGCGUUGCUUCCGGACUUGGUCGUCGGCCUUGAUAAAUGUCUCCAAUAUUAUAUAACUAAAGCAAAAUCUGGCUGUGGAUCAAGAAACAUGUAUAUUCCCACAAUGCCAGCAUUAACAAGAUGCACCACUGGGACAAAAUUUCAGUGGAAGAAGAAAGAGAAGUUGAUAACUUCUCAGAGAAGGAACCCUCAGGUUGCAACCGUCAAUGGAGAUAGCUCUUUUGGGUUGCCACAGCUAUGUGUACGUAUAAACUCAUUGCAUAAAAUACGGAUGGAGUUAGAAGUUCUUGAGAAAAGAAUAAUUACCCUGCUGCGGAACUCGGAAUCUGCCCAUGUAGAAGACUUUUCAAAUGUUUUGGGGAAAAAGUUCGAACUCACACCAGCUUCCUGCAUUGAAGCAGUUCAACAAUUGUCCGAAGGGGCUGCGUAUAAAAUUGUCUUCCAUGAUCUAAGCCAUGUUUUAUGGGAUUCGCUGUAUGUUGGCGAUCCUUCAUCUUCUAGAAUUGAGCCUUUCCUCCAGGAGCUUGAGCAUAAUCUGACUGUUGUAGCAGAUACUGUUCAUGAAAGAGUCCGUACUCGUAUUAUUGCAGACAUGAUGAGGGCUUCAUUUGAUGGCUUUUUGUUGGUUUUGCUUGCUGGUGGGCCAACACGUGCCUUUUCUCCACAGGACUCACAGAUAAUAGAGGAUGAUUUCAGGUCCCUGAAGGAUCUUUUCUGGGCAAAUGGAGAUGGAUUGCCAGAUGAUGUAAUCGAUAAAUUUUCAACCACGGCAAGAAAUGUGCUUCCACUUUUCCGAGCAGAUACAGAUAGCCUCAUCGAGCGGUUUAGACGCUUGACUUUGGAAGCAUAUGGCUCCUCUGCUAAAUCUCGACUUCCCUUACCUCCAACAUCUGGACAGUGGAACCCUACAGAACCCAACACGUUGUUGCGAGUUCUGUGUUACAGGAAUGAUGAAGCUGCUACAAAGUUUCUUAAGAAGACCUAUAACUUACCUAAGAAACUGUGACAGACAUCAUCAAAUUUGGUGCUGAUUGGUGAUGUAUUCUCCCAUAAGCGAGGAGAGUAACGGGGAUGUUCCUGUUUCCCAGCUCAUUUAUAUUCUACUGGCCUCGACCUAGCUAGCUUGCAGCAUUUUGUUGUACAGUUGCUCUUGUGAAACAUGGUGUUUUUCACACUCCUUGCUGCUUCUCCAGUCAGAGGAAUUCAAGGCUCAAGACUUGCAGGCUUGAGAGGGAGUUCCAGAGGGAAUCGCAUUAGUGUUUGUGUUAUUCGUCUAUAUAUCGAUUGAAUAUAUUUAGUGUUAGUUUUGUUAGAUUGAUUGAGAUAUUGAAUUCAUAGGAGGCCCAACCAUAUAUUCAUUUGUUCUUUUGUUGCUUUUCUUUUCUCCUCUUUUUACGAGAGUUUGGUUUGUCCCUUUGAUGUAGAGAGGUUCACUUAUCAAGUCCAUUACUUUCGUGUGCUCUAAAA
This is a messenger RNA of Sesamum indicum (sesame), 3569 nucleotides long. Its product is annotated as elongation factor Ts (DUF810). Lineage: Eukaryota; Viridiplantae; Streptophyta; Magnoliopsida; Lamiales; Pedaliaceae. The record is from RefSeq and is a predicted model, not a curated record.